Cricetulus griseus (Chinese hamster) is the source of this 2960-nucleotide messenger RNA. NCBI's taxonomy places the organism in Eukaryota, Metazoa, Chordata, Mammalia, Rodentia, Cricetidae. The record is from RefSeq and is a predicted model, not a curated record.
GGAGAAGGCUCCUACGGGGUGGUGUUCAAGUGCAGAAACAGGGACACGGGGCAGAUCGUGGCCAUCAAGAGGUUUCUGGAAACUGAAGAUGACCCUGUCAUAAAGAAAAUCGCCCUUCGAGAAAUCCGCAUGCUCAAGCUACCCUGUGCCUCACACAGUCCAUGGGCCAUGGUAAGGACACCUGAGAGCCCUUAUAGACAAACAUCCACGAUUACUGAAGCAGUGGUUGAAAUCCAGAGUACAGACUGUGAACCAGCUUCCAGCUUCAGGACCAAGAUGUCCUCCUGACCCCUGCCCAGGACAAAAGAAACUCCUGAAGGGAAACGGCUUGAUUUUUCCUGCCUGGCACUCACAGAAAGAUGCUCACAGCUCAGAUUUACUGCCCUGCCUCUUAUACUUUCAGCAACUGAAGCAUCCCAACCUCGUCAACCUCCUGGAGGUCUUCCGGCGGAAGCGGAGGCUUCACCUGGUGUUCGAGUACUGCGACCACACAGUGCUUCACGAGCUGGAUAGAUACCAGAGAGGGCCGAUUUUCCUAAUAGGGUACCAGAACAUCUCAUGAAGAGCAUAAUUUGGCAGACACUGCAGGCUGUAAAUUUCUGCCAUAAACACAACAAAUUGUCACUGAAUAAGAAAGCCCUGGGAAGUUUCUCAAGAGUCCCUCUGGGUAGCUUCGCCCUGUUAAAGAAUGCGGCUAGAUCCCAGGCGAUGAGGCAUACACAGGGCGGGCAGGAGCCGCCAGCCGCCGAGCACUGGCCGCGAUGUGGGACAGAGCUGACAUCUAGCGACUCACCCCAAAGGUGCAUACAUAGAGACGUGAAGCCAGAAAACAUUCUCAUCACAAAACACUCAGUCAUUAAGCUCUGUGACUUUGGGUUUGCCCGGCUUCUCACUGGACCAGGUGACUACUACACAGACUAUGUGGCCACCAGGUGGUACCGCUCGCCUGAGCUGCUGGUGGGGGACACACAGUAUGGCCCCCCAGUAGAUGUUUGGGCGAUUGGCUGCGUCUUUGCUGAGCUGCUGUCCGGAGUGCCUCUGUGGCCAGGAAAAUCUGACGUGGAUCAGCUCUAUCUGAUAAGGAAAACCCUGGGGGAUCUCAUUCCCAGGCACCAGCAAGUAUUUAGCAUGAAUCAGUACUUCAGUGGGGUGAAAAUUCCAGACCCUGAGGAUAUGGAAACCCUGGAGUCGAAAUUUCCAAACAUCUCCUACCCUGCCUUGGGCUUCUUAAAGGGUUGCCUCCACAUGGACCCUGCUGAGAGGCUGACAUGCGAACAGCUGCUGCAGCAUCCAUAUUUUGACAGCAUUCGAGAAGUUGGGGAUUUGACAAGACAACAUGACAAGUCAGUGAGGAAGACCCUGAGACAGAGUCGAAAGCACCUGACUGGGCUGCAGUACCUACCUCAGCUAACUAGCAGCAGCAUCCUUCCAGCCUUGGACAAUAAGAAGUACCACUGUAGUACCAAGAAACUUAACUACCAUUUUCCAAAUAUUUAAGGAGCUGGCAAAGUGAUGAAGAAGUGAUCCAUAAUUUGAAGAAAAAAUUUACAUAUUUGAUUCCUGUAUUGAGCACACAUCAGGAGAAAACACAGACCGGAAGCUGGAGGCCACUUGGCAAGAUAUGAAGAGAAAUUAGAGAUCCAGACUUCCAUGCUUGGUGAAGAUGUCCAGAGAAGAAAUUAAAAGCUUGGGGUUUCACUGUGUUUGAGUAUCUAAGCAGCAGAACUUACAGACAGGAUAUAAACUCUUAUCUACUGCCCGUAGCUGCAACAGUAGAUGAUGGCAAAAGGAUUAUGCCUCAGUUUGCUCUAUGUUACAUGUAGAAAGUGGGUUAUAAAAUGUCCAUAUGUAUUUCUUUAGAUCCGUGCUGCCUUGGAUCCUAUCUCUAAUGUUGUUUUCAAAUCAUAUUUAGUUAUGAUUUUCGUUCCUGAAUUCUAAAUGUCUGUGAUUCUAUUUCCUGUUUGUUCUUUCUUGAUUUCUGAGUUUUAAGACAUGUUUUAGAAUAUCUAAGUUGGUCAAAAUAUCCAAAGUCUUAAAACUUUGUAGUUUUUGUUUGUAUAUAACAGAUGGGAUACUUAUAUAUCUCUUACAUAUACUUUUAUCUUUACCCUAGGAAAGACUGUGUCAGAAAGGGAUAGAAUGAGACCCACAGAAUGAACCUGUUAGCCUGAAAAUAAUUAUCACUUUGUUCUUCAGCUCACCCUCUCACCUGAAGACUGUUCUAUUAGCAAAACUCAGAUAUGAUCUGGAUUUAGACAGAACUGCUUGUGAACUUUAAUUUGAAUCAGGAAACAUGUAGGUUGUUAACUGAUAUUCUUUCCUUAAAGUAUCUCUUAUUAUAUUAUAUAUAUUGUGUUAUGUAUAUGUCUGUGAACACACAUUCAUACACUUGUACACGUAUGUAUGUGUACAUACAAUGCUAAUGAAUAGAGUACAGCAAAUAAGGAAGUGGUAAAAAAAAUACCAAGGAUUUUUAGUUUUAAGCGGAGACUUAAGAUUAAAAUUACCUUAUAGCAAAGCUUUUCUCCCUGUCCCCUGGAUGCGGGCAAUGUGAGCCCUCACAAUUUCUCACUAUCAUUUCUCAUCCAUGGGCUGCUAGUUCACAGAGUUCUCAGACAUGGAUUUAAAGAUCUAUCUUACUGCAUUCUCAAUAACAUUUCUUCUGCACUGUCAUUUUCUUCCUGUGUCCAUUCCAUGACAUCACUUAGCCCCAUUCAAUUACUGCUAUGUAGUUCAAUACAUUCUGUCAUCUGGUCAAUCUUGGCUACUCCAAGGCAAAUUAAGGUUUCCUAAAUAUAUAUAGCUUACACCACAGACCUGACAGUGGGUUAAAAAAGCAACUCCAAUAUCAUUCAAUUCCUCUUAAAUAGCCAUGAUUUAAAUGACAAGGAAGGAUAUCAACUUCUGUGAAUUGCCUUUUUUCCCUUUAAAUCAAUAAAAGUAUAUUUGAAAGAAGCAAA